AUGAACGCAGUCACGCAGGAAUCCACCCUCAUACAACCAGACCAGGGAGGAAGCACAUCUAUGAACAAAAAAUGGACUGUAGAGUGCCCCGAGAAGGAAAUCCGAAAAAACCGAGAAACAACCACGGGGGUACAGGUCCAAAAAAGAGUGCAAGAAUAUCUCAUGUCCGGACCUAGGGAAGGAAGGGAAGGAACUUAUCUAGCUCACAAUCAAUGCUUCAAGCGAAAGGGAAGGAAAUCUCCCCAAGAGACGCACACAAUGCAAAUAUACAAGCAAGAUACGGGUACGCAAGAACGGGAGCCCGCUAGUACAAGCCUCGAGGGCGGUACCCAAAGGAUCCCGGGAGGAAGAGGAGGGGUAUGGGAUAAUGUCAGAGAGGAUCAAAUAGGUUUGAGACGGCCCCUGCCUGAAGGCAAUUUCCCAGAAAAUACAUCUUUGAGCCGGGGCAAGGAGUCGCAGAAGAGAGACCAACCCAGGAAGGGGGAUCCAGUCUCAGUAGGGUCAGCAACCAGAAGGCGGCAACCAACAGAUGUUUAUCGGGGGGAGGAAUCAAACCAAAGAAAGGACCUGUCCGGCGACAGAAUCCGGAAACCAGAGGAAACUGUAACCGGAAGGGCAGCUAACGACGAGGAGUCUCCGUAUAAGUUGAGAAAUUCUUGGGAGCACGUCGGCUACGAGGGGGGAGGAGAACAGAGAGAAGGAAAGGAAGAAGGGAGAAGUCUCCGGGACGGAUGCAAGAGUCUGAGCGUUGACGUUUAG
Molecule: messenger RNA, 759 nt
Organism: Plasmodium inui San Antonio 1
Lineage: Eukaryota; Apicomplexa; Aconoidasida; Haemosporida; Plasmodiidae
Exons: 3
Coding region: 1-759 (252 amino acids)
Source: RefSeq, a predicted model, not a curated record